UUGAUAACUAAUGUUCGUAUCUUGAAAACGUUUUGUUAGAUUGCCAAUGUCUUAAAUGUUGCCUACUGGUAUAUUCGUGAGACCAUUCGAAGAAUGGAUACCGGUAUUUAAAUACAAUAAUAUUGAUAAGUGCUUUAUCUGGAUUGAUACGUUUUAAAGGAUAAAAUAACAGAAAUGUCCACCGUACAGACAUGGACACUGUGGCAGCGGCUGCCACCUCGAUACCAGCUCACCACCAAGACAUUCGUAGACGACGCCGACGAACAAUUCGCCGUCGGCUCCUCCAGCGACCGCACCUUAACGCCAAAGAAAGUCGCCUCCCCGCGACCGUUUUCCGCUAGAGCGGGCGGGCCUCAAAAUGAAAGUCGACCACAAUCGAGGCGCGGGAUCCAUUCGUCUAAGCGGGAUGCGGACGCACAAAAAGCGCCGUCUGGUGGCAACCAACAUAGUUCUGCUCUAAGUGAGAAUUUUAUGCUAUCGAGCAACGUAACGGAAGACGCGCGGGCAGAGCUGAGUAACUCACUAAUUCAAACAAAAAAUGCCGCAUCGUUUCCGAAAAGGAAUUCUGAUUACGUGACAACAUUUCAGAAACAACGUCGCGUGAAUUCUGCGCGCCGACGAUUUGCAGAGGCUCCUGUAACUACCAAAAUAUCGGCGACUCACCUUCUCGCCGAUGGAGCGACGUCGCCACGCGCGCAUACUGCUCCCGUAUUUCCUGUCACCAGCGCCGAGACUUUGAAGACGAGCAAACAAAAGCAGAUGCACACCACGCCACCGUCACAGGAGGCCAAACAUGUCUUCAUCAGGCAGAACAGCAUCAAGCAAACAAAAUACACGACCGAGCCUAGCAAGGUGGAUAUAUUUCAAUUUGACGAUGCAAAGUCCAUGUCAAGUGGUUCCAGUGGAAUAGUUAACGCGCGUGAUCUGGAUCUAAAACAAUCCAAGGCAAAAAAAUACGUCGUUCAGGACACUAGCCGCGCCACUGUGUAUAUAGAUAACGGAAAGGUGAUGUACUUCGGGAAAUCACGGCACGAUCUGACACAGUUCCUAAAAACUCAGACCCUGAGAGCGGACCGGGGCAACUGCUUUCUGGCGGAGCUUCGACGAGACUAUCUCAAACACCCGAAGUAUGAAACUGGUGGCGCACAUAAAUUGAGAAAAACGUUCGAAACGGAUCCGCGGCGAAUCGCGCACGAGCGAGUCGAUUAUAACAGACGGGUAGAACAUAUCCUUAGUUAUUACGAUGAAAACAAUCCAUAUGGAACGCCGCAAUCACGACCAAAUUCCGGUCAAAGGUCAAAGUCCCCACAGGGGUCACGAUUUAAGGGUCUCUCUUUGACCCCCGCUGCUGCGGCCCCUUCUCGACCGCCAUCCCGGGCUAGUUCGCCUGUACCAGAAAUAACGGAUCCUGCAUCCGGGGAUUUUAUUCUCCUUAACAAGCAGUCGAAAUUGCAUGAGCGCCAGUUCUAUUUGCGCACACCCGGCAUGCAACACACCGGAAACAGUAAUGCGGAUACGGAGAAGUGUAAAUGCAGCAUGUGCCGGAUGGAGCUUCAGAUGGCGCUUGUUACAGGCGUCGGACCUGGCUUGAAAGUAACAGCAAAAAACAUCAUAUUUGAUCAGAAGGAUACACGUAAAGAGGAAAUGACUCCCGGUUCCACAUAUAUAUCUAGGACAAUGAACAGCAAAACGGCAGGUCAGAGAGUUACGUUUCAGCAACCUGAGAAUUCCACAAAGGGGAAGGCAAGUGAUUUUCGAGUUACAAUUAACUGUAAGUUACCGGAAGUGGCUGUGAGCGAGUCAGGAUUCGAGAGUUCCAGAACAGUGGACGGGGCCUCCACAUGCCCUGAUGACGUCGAGAAUACCACGUGACGUCUCGAGUGGACGUUGGGGAUAUUAAUUUAUUUUGAUUAGUAGAUGUAGUUCGUAGCAGAUCUUAUUCUAUGACCAUUUUAUAUUCGAUAUAAAAUCUAUCAGUUAAAUGUGUUAAUCAUUACAUCUUAAAAACUUGUUUGGAAACACUCUCAUCAAUUCGUCAAAGUCUGCUUUUCUUCUUUAAAACUCUGUCAAUAAUAGAUCAUUUGAGCCAAGUUCUGCGGGAAAAAGAGGAUUUAAUGCAUGUGCGUAAACUGUCGUCUCCGAUUAGAUUGUGCAGUCCGCACUGGCUUAUCAGGGACGACACUUAACGCUCUUGUGGUAUUUUUCGUAUAAAGGAAGUCUCUUCUUAGCAAAAAUCAAGUACAGCGAAAAGUGUCGUCCCAGAUUAGUCUGUGCAGACUCUUCACGCACCUGCAUUUAGUCCAGUUUUCCUCAUGGAAUCCAAGCCCUUCAGUGCACUGUGUACAGUGCCAUAUAAGUAUUCUAAUUAAAUAAAUCCUUAAUUUGUCACCACAUUAACUGUUAUGAAAGACGUGUCAUUGUUAUAUUAUUUUAAUGUAUUUGCUAGAUUAUUUUAUAAUGUUUGACUUGUAUUGUUUACAAUAUGAAUAAAACUACAAACGGAAAAGCGCUAUAGUUACAUAAAUUAUUUCUGUAUUAGAUAACCAUA
Dreissena polymorpha is the source of this 2548-nucleotide messenger RNA. RefSeq lists its product as uncharacterized. Lineage: Eukaryota; Metazoa; Mollusca; Bivalvia; Myida; Dreissenidae. Bases 175 to 1872 code for a protein of 565 amino acids. The transcript is spliced from 2 exons. The record is from RefSeq and is a predicted model, not a curated record.